This is a messenger RNA of Leptonychotes weddellii (Weddell seal), 6267 nucleotides long. The record is from RefSeq and is a predicted model, not a curated record. NCBI's taxonomy places the organism in Eukaryota, Metazoa, Chordata, Mammalia, Carnivora, Phocidae.
ACUUAUUAAACUUUCUUUAGAGUUUGGAUUCUGACAAGCCCGUGGAACCAGUAAAAAGAUCUCCUCUUCGUCAGGAAACAAAUAUGGCCAAUUUUUCUUAUCGCUUCUCCAUAUACAACUUGAAUGAAGCUCUGAAUCAGGGAGAAACUGUGGAUCUGGAUGCCCUGAUGGCCGAUCUUUGCUCCAUAGAGCAGGAGCUCAGCAGUAUUGGUGCAGGAAAUAGUAAGCGUCAAAUCACAGAAACAAAACCCACUCAGAAAUUACCUGCCAGCCGACAUACAUCAAAACAUGGCACUUUGAAAGGAUUGUCUUCAUCUAACAGGAUAACUAAACCAUCACAUGCCAACUACUCCCUGGAUGACAUCACUGCACAGUUAGAACAGGCUUCCUUGAGCAUGGAUGAGGCUGCUCAGCAAUCUGUACUAGAGGAUACUAAGCCCUCAGUAACUAAUCAGCACAGAAGAACAGCAUCAGCAGGCACAUUGAGCGAUGCUGAAGUGCGCUCUGUUAGUAACUCCUCUCGUUCCAGCAUCACCUCUGCAACCUCCAGCAUGGACUCUUUGGAUAUUGAUAAAGUAACACGCCCUCAAGAACUGGAUUUGACACAUCAGGGGCAGCCAAUUACUGAGGUAAGUAGAUGGAACUUUUUUCCUGCUAUUUUAGUAUUUUAAAAAGGAGGAAAUGGUAUUUUUAAAAUGUAGUCUUAAUUAACUUUCUUAUUUUUUCUACAUUUAAAAUUUGUCAGGAUCCUUCUGAGCUAAGUUUUAAAAUCACUACAGAAGGAAUAUAUUACCAGAUAUAGCAAUGUCACAAUGAUUAAGAGAGUUUCUUCAUUUUAUUCUUAGGCUAUUUGAAGCCCUUGAAUUAAUAUGAGUUUCACAUGAUUAAAAAACUUGAAGUGUGGUUUAUACUUGAUGACAUUUUGCAAACCUAUUAUAAUUGUUAUAAUAGUAAUUGCUGUUUAAUGUAUGUUUAUUAUAAAACAACAACUUAAGAAAAAGAUGCCUACCACUGCUAUAGUCCUCCAAGAUUCUAUUUUAUUAUCAAAGAGUCAGUGUACUGUAGUGGAAAGAGCCCUUGGGCUUGGAAUCAGAAAACUGGGUUCCAAGUGGUGUUCCCUUUGCCACUCACUACCCAUAGGACCUUAAAUGAGUUAUUCAGCCUCUGUGAACAUCAGUUUCUCAGAAGUAAAAUGGAGCUAAUAGUACAUGGUCUAAUCCUCAUAUGGUGGUUUAGAUAAUCAAAAGUGAUAAUAUAUGUGAACAGAUUUUUAAAGGACAAAGUUCUUCUGGAUGUGAUGGGGUGAGGGCAAGGAAGAAAUUUUUGUUAAAAUAAGUUUAGCAAAAGCUGAGUUUGGUGUAGGUAAAUUCUUUAUUGAAUAUUUUUGUCAAGAAGAAGGCAGUAUUGUUAACAGGGUAGCAGCAAGAAAGAUCAAUGUGGGUAAAAUAAAGCCAGCCCUUCUGUUCAGUUUAUGUUUACAGUCCUCUCUACCACAGGGUAAAAUAAUCUAUUCAUGAAUAAUCAUUACUAAGGUAAAAUCUUGUAAAACAAGGUUUAAAGAAUUACAGAGAAAUUUAAAAUUUACAUCUAUUACGCAACAUUAUUAAUUUUUCCCCGUUGGUUUAAUUCAUAGAUUAAUUUCCAUCAGUCAGUAACUCUUUGUACCUAAUAAUGUACCCAGUUUGUUCUGGGCACUGUGAAGCAUAAUAGACAUAAAUUUGAGUUUAAUUGCUUGUAAAGAAAAAGUAUAUCAAUCUAAAAGUAAAUUUUCACUUAUUUAAAAUGAAGCUCAUGUGGUAUAUAUUCUGUAGAGAACUCAAAAAUUUAUUUCUGUCUUAUGAUACCUAGGGAUUAUAUUUAGCACCAGCUCUAUAGUAUGUAUCAUUUAUGUCUUUUAGAUUUACCUGUUGGGAUAUGAGCAAUAUUUUAUUAAGGAUGUACUUUCUUGGUUAUUCUGUGUUUUAUAUGUUGAUAUUCCUUCUUUCUAAUCAGAUUAUUCUGAGUUGGGUCAGGAUGCGUGAGGUCAGGUUAAACUAAUCAUUAAGGAUCUUUAUGUGUGUCUCAUCUGUGAAAAUAUACUCACACAAUAAAAACAAAGUAAAAAGUGAAAAGUCCUCUCCCAGCAAAUUCUUUGGAUGUGACCUAGUGGUAUUCAUGGGCAAAGAUACCAGUGUUCAAUAAUAUAAUGUUUAGUGUAAGACUUCAAUAUAAAGUUUGGUGAGUAAACUAGGAAUAAAGCAGGAAAGGAGUUAAAGUCUUCUCUAUCCGUCCUGUUCUUGUGUCUUGCCUGGAUGAGUAGAAAAGUGGUUUAACCAAACCUGAAACUUGGUUUGGCAUACUUUUUUAUGGAUUUGGUCUGUUCUUCAAAUCAAGAAAACCAAUUGAGGCUUACUAGAUCCCAAACCCAUGUAUCAAAUUGUCCCUACACUCAAAUACAAUCUCUAAAAAAUAUUUUAAUUACUUUUGCAUAUGUGGAGUUUAAAGAGUCAAAUAGUUCUGUGAGACUUGUUACAGAAAAUUUUGCUACACAUGUGCACACACAUGCCAUAUCCUCUCAGAGGCCAAAACUUUCUACUCUUUUAGCUGAUUCUCAGGGUAUUUACCUCUCUGUCAUUAAAUCUAUAUUUAUAUUGCUAUUUCUUUAUAUUUUUCCAUUGUAUGUGUUAUCUACUGACUUCUCACUCUGGAAGAUUAGGAUAUAGACAGCUCCUCUUUAGACAGCUCCUCUCCCUUCUCCUCUCAUGCUCCCCUAUCCUCCCAGUAUAUUUUGGUUGGUUACUGUUCAGUUUUUAUAUUAUCAUGACUAUGUACAUGCAGUUUGGUGCUAAACUAUAUGCUUUUAUUACAUUUUCUUUCUGGGCCAUUACAUUUUGCUUACCUGGAAUUAGUAGUUGUCUUGAGAUUUAAAAAUAGGUUUUUUUAUAUGUUUAUCACUGUUUCAAUUCCAGACUUUCCCCCAGUUGAUUCUCUUAGUUCAAACAAAAUCAGUGUUUAUUAAUAUCAUCUUAAAAUUCUUUGCUCUUUCAUAGUCUUUGCUCUAGUAUCAUUCUUAAGUUUUUUCUCUCAGAAAAGUGUGAGCUUCUCCAGAGAAGAUGGUUCUUUCAUUCUCCUACAUAGAGGGCGUAUGUCGGCUGUGAGUGCUUUAGCAGCCCAUUUGGGAAAGAAGGCUUGCAAUGUAAGGUGGUCCUCAGUGUUCAGUAUGUGAACUUCCAUCUAAUCCUUUUAGGUCAGGAUUUCUCAACAUUGACUACUAACAUUUUGGCCAAAUAAUUCUUUGUUGUGGGAGCUAUCUUGUGUAUUGUAGGAAACUUAGCAGCAUCACUGGCACCUAUCCUAUCCACAAAUGCCAGUAGUACACAUACCUCCCUCAGUUGUGACAACCAGACAUUGCUGUAUGUUCCCUGUAAGGGGAAAGUCCCCGCUCUGAGAAUCACUGCUUUAAAACAGAAAGGAUUAUUAGCAAGUCUGAACCCCUUUUCUUCAUGGGAAAUGAUUGUGGGUGUUUUCCUGCUCCUGGCGUUUUUUUUUUUUUAGUAGAAACUUGACUAAUAAAUAUAGAAUGUUUCCAGGUAAUAUUGUUUACUAUAAACUGACCCCUGAUUAGUGAGUGCAUAUGGACCAGGAAGACUGUGAGUGAACUUAGAAGCCUAUGAAUAGACACGGACCUUUGUUUCCUGGUGUGAAGUUUAUCAGUUUUGUAAGUGAACAUAAAUACAUCCCUUGAGGGUUCCUGGAACCUACACUCAUUGGCUGUUAAAAUGGACUGCUGGUUCCUGUGGAAUAUGAAGUUUCCCUAAGCCAGGGUGAUUUCUGUACUUACCUACAUGAUUUCUGUCCCUUAGAAUGGUGGGUCCAGAAAAGGCUCCUGGUGGCCUAUAUAGAUCCUUUUUAAAGAUAACAUGUCUCAUGCUAGCACACUUUGUCUGUCUGUAGAACUAAGUGAACUUGGUCCCAUGCUGUGGUCUUUUGGGUCCUGUGAGUGACUGUCAGUCUGAACCUGAGACCACUGUUGGUCUGUGAGUAAAGGAAGGAAUCUGUUAAUCAACUGCUUAAGUAUGCUUUCAACCAGUCAGUCCUUCUGCUUUCAUUCCCACCAUCACUUCUAUUGCUUCUGGAGACUUUUGAGGUUACAUGAUGUACAUUGGGGUGCCCCUCUGCUUUUCUCCAGUGCUGGCUUUAACAUUCAGCUUUCCUUGGGCCUACUAAGGUGGUUACCACUCAGCCAUAUCUAACAUAAUCUCCUUUUCCUGUCUGCAGUCUCUUGACAUUGGAGUGCCCCAAGGUACAGUCCUGACUCCAUUUCUAUCUGUAUCCACUCUUGUGAGCUUAAGCACUGACAACUCCCGCAUUUUAAUACCCUAUUUCAUUUAUCUAAGACACACCUUUUCCCCACAUUUUAAUUCCUCUAAAACAAUGGUUCUCAACUGGGAGCUAUUUUGCCCCCCCAAAGGACAUUUAGCAGUGUCUGGAGACAUCUGUGGUUGUCACUGAUUAAAGGGUGCUACUGACAUCUAGUGGGUAGAGGCCAAGGGUACUGGUAAAACCCUCCAAUGCACAGGUUAGCCACCACAACAAAGAAUUAUCUGACCCAAAGUUGUGCCUAAGUUGAGAGAGUAUGUUUUAGAAACAGGUGGCAUCUGUCACUGUCAGCGAGGUGGCAGUUCUGUGCGAAGUUUUCUUUUGACAGUUCCUGAAAAAGAUCAAGAAAGUAGCAGCAUUAAGUCAUCUUAGAUUCAAAGAAAUACAGGUAUCUUUUGCCAGUGUGCCUCUCCCCUGAACUCCGGGCUGACACAUCCUAUCUCUGAUCAGUAUCUCUAUUUGGAUGUCUAAUAGGUAGCUCAAAUUUAACUGGUCUAAAACCGAAGCCCUGGUCUUUUCUCCCAAACUCCUCCAAAGUCUUCUCCAUCUCAGUUGAUGGCUCUUCCAUCCUUCCAGUGCAUCAAACAAAAUCCUUGGAGUCUUUGUCUACUUCUCUUUUUCUUUCCAUUCCCAUUCCAGUCCAGCAGCAUAUUCUGUUGCCUUUACCUUCAGAGUAUAUCCAGAAUUUGAUCACUUCUCACCACCUUCACGGACACCAAGCCAACAUCAUCUUGAUGUAAAUUUUUGCAAUAGUCUCCCACCUGGCCAUCCUAUAUUUACUUUCUCCUUAAGGGUCUACCAUCCAUACGGAAGCCAGAGUGGUCCUAUUAAAAGUUAGUCAGAUCUUGCCCCUCCUCUUUUCAAACCCAAAGACUUUGUAUCUUACUAUAAAACCAAAAUCCCUGCAAUGGCCUGCAGGUCCUUACAGGAUUUGCUUUCCCGUUAUCUCUGCUUCUGUUUUCCUUUCUUUCCUCCUUCUCUUAACUUUGCCAGUCAUACUGCCUCCUAGUUCUUUGCCAGACAUCUGAGCCUAGUUAGAAAAAUUAGUUUGAGAUUGGUACUGUUCUAUCUUGGGGACAUGGGUAGUUAAACUGCCCAUCUAAAAAUGAAAUAACACUGUGGCUUAUCUUUUUGUCUUGUUGCUCUCUGAAAGCGAACAGGGAUAGGCACAGUACAAUUUCACAUCAGGAAGAGUAAAUCUUUUUUCUCUGCCUUUCUCUUUCCUGACUUUUCUUGAAAUACUGUUUUCAGGCACUUCACAUAUAUUGUCUCAUUUAAGCCUCCCACUAUCCCUUUGGUAGGGGCAUUUAUUCCAAAGAAGAAAUUAAGUAGGUCAAGUAACUGAGAAGCCUGUAUUUGAAUUACGAAACUACAUUUGCCUCCCAGUUUUUAUCAGUAUCUUAAAAUAAAGUGAAGCUGAUUGUUAAAAAAUGAUUAUUUCCUAAAUGUUAAAGAAUGUUUUAGUAUAAAAUAUUUUCUGUGGAUAAGCAUAAAAAUGGAUUAUAGAAUAAUUUUAGUAUUCUUUUGAAGUCCAUCAAUGAUGUUCAUCUACUAAGUUUUUAAAUUAGAAUUCAGUGUGGUUGAAAUAAAUUCUAAUAAGGUCUCUUUGUAUCUUAACCAAUGUGAGAUAAAUGUUGCAGCUGAUUUCCUGGCAUUGUUAUGGUACUUUUAUUCAUGUUAACUGAUAAAGCAAUAGUUUUCAAUUACGUAGAAGUUUGCAAAUAUAAAUGGUAAUUGCAUGUUAUAAAUUUUAUAUAAAAUAGGGUUCACUGAUAAAAGGUUAAUGUUAGCACAUUCGUUUAUAUUUUCUGGUGAGAUUUAAACUUUAAUGAUUCCUCUGAAUUUGGAAAUUUAUACAUGAAAAUGUACUUUUAAAAUGAAAAUGCUUUUAAAAGCUAUUAUUGUAGG